Messenger RNA from Drosophila subpulchrella, 9118 nucleotides. RefSeq lists its product as uncharacterized. The coding region runs from base 1042 to 3936 and encodes 964 amino acids. Gene Ontology annotation, molecular function: protein-cysteine S-palmitoyltransferase activity. NCBI's taxonomy places the organism in Eukaryota, Metazoa, Arthropoda, Insecta, Diptera, Drosophilidae. The transcript has a single exon. The record is from RefSeq and is a predicted model, not a curated record. Gene Ontology annotation, biological process: peptidyl-L-cysteine S-palmitoylation; protein targeting to membrane. Gene Ontology annotation, cellular component: Golgi apparatus; endoplasmic reticulum.
UUGAAGGAGUCGGUUGUGCGAUUUGAAGCGCUCCAGUAACGGUAAACGCGAACGCCAUCGCAUUGCCUGUUUUACUGUUAUUUUAACUCGGGAAGCCUGUGCCUUGUGUAUCUGUGUGUGUGCUCGCCUGUCUCUUUGUACAUAUGUGUGGGAGUCAAACAAAUAGCAAAGCGAAAAGGAAAAUCAUAGAGCAGAAAUUCCGAAAAAAAGGGGGUGGCGACCAUCCUGCUUUUCUGCGCCCGCUGCCAGUGUAACCACCCCCUCACAGUUACACCAACAAAAACAACAGCCACAACAAGGACUUGAGAGUAAACGCGAAAAACAAAAUACAUUCACGUAUGAACCGUUAACUGCGCCAUUCAGAAAUCGCAACAACAAAUAGAAAAUAUCAAAGGCAAAACAAUUAAAUUGUGUGUGUAAGUGCCAGAGAGAGAGAGAGCACAAAAUCAACAACAAAAUCGUUUGGAAAACAAACAAAAGUGUAAAAGGAGUUGGUGAAUAAUAACACAAGUUGGGUACCGCAAAAGAGAAAGCCAAUAAAAGGCUGUAAUAAUAAAAGCCAGACAAAGUGAAAAAGGACAAAAUCAUAAAAAAGGACAUUAAUAUUAUACUGGACUCUUGAGAGAAAAUGAUAUAAAAGUUAAGCACCAAAUCAAAUCAAUUUUCAAAGGAUAUUUUUUACAAGUAACCCAACCAUAUUGAAAGCAAAUAGCAAAAUUUAGCAUUUGAAAUUUAACAUUGUGGUAGCAAGUGAAAAAUAGUUUAUUACAAAAAAGAAAACAACUUUAAAAACCCGUUAAAACGACAGUCCAGCUCUGUUAUCUUUUGUAAUCCCAAGUCGAACUUUAAACCAUCGAAACAUGCUGAAAAACCGCUUGGGAAUUAUAUGAACGAGGAUAGGCCUCCACUGGAUUGCAUCAUCCGUCGAGGGCGUGGCUUAGCAUCGACUGUAAUGUACAGCUGCCAAGCAGGACCUUUCAUCACUCACACAUCAUCAUCAUCCUCAUCAUCCGAGCCAUCUUCUCCAGACCCAACGACACGAUGUCCACAACAGCAGCUGGUCUAAAGCCGGGACCCAAAGGAGCCAACGGAGUCGGGACGGAGACGGACCACAUCAUAACCAUCACCACUGCCAGCCUGACGGAGACCUUCAUCGAGGAGCCCGUGAAGGGAGUCGCCACUCCGGUCAGUAAGCCAAAGUCCUCGGGAAGCGGGGAUCCACUAGAGACCAUCACCUCCGGUGACCAGAGUGAACCGAGGAGAAAGAACCAGCCCUUGUGCCGGCUAUCCCAGCUGGUGAGCUACCAGAACAACAUCGCCGAUGUCCAGCAUCGGAAGGGAAGACGCCUCCACGGACUGCAGCUGCCACUGCAUCCUCUCCAGCUUUUUGGCUGGCUGGUGCUCCUCCUGUUUGGAGUGGCCAGCUACUGGGUGCUCAUUCCGGCCUUUCAUGCCCGCAUUCAGGGCCCACUGUACGGUCUGAUCACGGGCCUCUACCUGGUGCACAUCGCCUCCCAUUUGACGGCCCUGCUGACGGAUCCGGCGGACAAGGAGCUGCGGCGGGUGCAUCGCAACGACCGGAUCGUCCCGGAAUUCGACCGGACGAAGCACAGCCACGUGAUCGAGAACGGGCGGUGCCAUCUGUGCAACAUCCGCACAUCCUCCAGCCGCACCAAGCACUGCUCCGUGUGCAACAAGUGCGUGGGCAAAUUCGAUCACCACUGCAAGUGGCUGAACCACUGCAUCGGGUCGCGGAACUAUGUGGCCUUCCUGAUGUGCGUGGUCAGCGCGGUGGUGGCCACCCUGGUCAUCGUGGCCGCCGUGGUGGCCCAGAUCGUCUUCUACUACGUCCAGCCGGAGUGGCUGAGCUUCUACUGGUGUCCCAUGGACGCCAGCCACCCCAUGGAGGGCGGCGACUACAUAAACCUCACCCUGAGCCUGGGCAACGGCACCAUGAUGCUGCUAGAGCAGCAGCCGGCGGUGGAGGAGGAAGAUCGUCAGGAGUUCCUGGACGAGGAGCUGGCCAACGUGACCAUCUCCACACUGCCCACCCUCUUGGAAAACUUUACAGCCCUGAUAGAGGCUAGCACCACACAGUCUGGGACGAGCCUCUCCAAUCACACCGUUUCGCAGCCUGUCAUGGGCGGGAUUGGAGUCAACGAGACCAUCUUCCUGUUUCUCCUGGGCGUUCUGGGCCUGCUCGCCGCCGUGAGUGCGGGACUACUGCUGCACCUGUGCUUCUUCCACAUCUACAUCUCGUUUUUGGGACUGACCACCUACGAGUACAUAAGGAACCAUCGGCAGGCCCAGGAGGCCAAGACCAAGCAGCUCCUGGAGGGAGCUUCCAGCGUGGGUGUGGCCAAAAAUGGGAGCGUACACUUUUCGGCCUCCUUGCCCGAACCACAUAAUCCGUCCAAGUCGAUGCCAGGUGGCCAGCAGCUGUACUGCUGCUCCAGUGCCCCUCAUCCCAGCCAGCAGUCACAGGAGGCGGUGGGGCAAACAGAGCAAUCCCUUCGCUUGCACUGCUGUGCCAGCUCCAGGGAGUUUCACCAGAGCAGGCAGGCUAUCUAUGUGUGCUCGCUGCUGGAGGAGACUGUGCCGCAGAUUCAGGUCGAGCAGGACACGCUCAGUAGCUUCCAUUGCUGCUCCAGCUUUGCGGCCAGUUCCCUGCAGCGCAGGGUCAGCUUGGCCAAAGGAUCGCUAAUCUCGGCCGAACCACGUCCACAGAGACCGGCCACCUAUCUGCAGUACACCGAGCAGUGCACCCUCUGCACCUUCCGACUGAGAAGGGGAUCCUCGGAGGCCGUGAGCAGCGCCGGUGGCAGUAGUAGCACCCGCACCCUGACCAGCCAAACCGGGGGCUCCUCCUCCUCAGCCACCGCAGCUGGGAACAUCUCGAAGCAUCAGCGUUGGCGGAGGAAAUGGAAUUGCUGCGCCUCGGUUCCGGAUAGCCCCGAUGUGCCCAACGAUCUCCUAGCUGCUCUUACGUUCCGUGAACGCGAGGAGGCAGCAGCAGCGGCCAAACUGAAUGCCCAGGAGCUGCCCAUACAGUUCAUCCGCACCCUGAACGGCGGCCUGGACCAGGAGCUUCCGCUGAAGACUACGACAACGGCCACUCCGACGCCGCCUAGGAGCUCCCGACUUCGUCACAUGCUGCGGUUGCUGGGGCGCUAUCGAAGACCACGCUGUCGCCAUGGGGCCCAUCAUGGAAUCGCGGCCAAGGAGCACCAGAAUCACGGUGGCUCUGCCAUCAAGCAGAAUCAGAUUCGUCCGCUGCAACUGCAGGCGGCUGGGCGGGGCUACGCCAACUCCACGGCCACGCCCACACCGCCAGCCAGUUCGCCGAGCAGGAGUUCCCUGGAGAGCAGCGAACUGAGCACCAGCACGAGUCCCUCGUGCGGCAACAGCAAGGAGCUGAUGCUGCUGCCCACAUCCGUGAUAAGGGACGACAGCGUGACCACCUAUACGCUGACCCUGCCGCCCGCCCUGCCGCCGCCAACGAGGAGGAAAAUGAACCAGACCAGUCAGGAGCUGGCGGAGCUGGCCGAGACACUGGGAUUUGCCAGCAACCUGCAGCACAAUCAGCACAGCAGCCAGACGAACAGCCGGACGCUGCCCAGUUUGGGGAAUGUCUACCGCCGGCAGAGGCGGAAGCACUUCCUGCGAACACGAUCGCCCACUCUGUCGCCCAUCCACGAGUCCGGCCUCUCGAAUCCAACCUCGCCGCAGCCUCUGAGGCACCUCCACCACCAGAACCUAGCCAACUCGAACUCCAAUCCGGCCAAAGCCACGUCCUCGCCGCUGCUUAACCGCAACUCUGGGAACUCCUCGGCGCUUCUAGUCCAGAAUCUGUGCAGCUUGGCAGGGGAAACGCUGAGGAAGACCGCCUCCAACAGCUCCCUGCAGAGCCUCAGCUCUAAUUCGAGCAGCACCUAGAAUCGAGUGUCCUUGAUGGUUUCUGUUUGGUCCCUAGGUUAGACUUAGCUAUAGCCCUAGCCUUAGUAUUCCCCGCAAUCCAGGCAGUUCUGUUGGAUUUCCGGAAAUCAAUUAAUCCGCAAAUAAGCAUCGAAAGUCAUAACUGAAAUCAAUUAAGCACGAGGAGUGGGAGUGGGGUUGGAACUGGGUGGUGAGCUGUCAGGGCCAGAAGGAAAGGAAAUUGCCUUUGAUGCGAUGCGGUUUCAUGGCCAAACUUAAUUACCGCUUUUGGUCAGGGCUCCUUUGUUUGAGUCUGUGGAUUGCAUAUUUGAUUUAUUAAGAGUCUGAUGUGGAGAGCUAAUAGGAAAGAUUGGAAUUUUUGCUAUAAAAAGCCAAGUUAUUAGUUUUACUUCUAUGAAGAGCGUUUUGUUACUCCUUAAAAACUAUUUGAUUUAUGAACUACUUAAUAAGUUUAAUGUGUUGUUAAAUACGAAUAACUCAUAUGGUAUCUAUCUAUCAUAAACUAAGCUUAUUGGAAGCAUUCCAAAAGCUCAUUCUGUUUUUCUUAAUCUUUUCAAAUAUUUACUUAAGUUCCUAAUCUUGACAUAACACACUAAACUAAGAAAAUAUUGGUGUUUAUUUUGAUUUAUUAAAUUCUAACAGCUGCAUAAAUGACAUUACGUUUAUCUUAAUACAAUCUUAUUGAUUUCUGUUCUCUAAAUCGUCUAUUUAUACUUAAUCCACAUUCCCAUCGACAUUCCUUGCAUUUUCUAUUUCCAUCCGGAAAACAUCGUCAGUCCCUAACUGCAUCGACUGUUUUUCCCCCAAACUAAACAAGUCUUUGGCAUCCUUUGAAUGACUUUGCAGUUGAAUUGAUAAAAUAUGCAACAGCAUGUGCCGAAGAGUUGGAGUUGGGUGCUCUACCCCCUAGAGUUUACUCACUUUUUUCCACACCCACCCCUUGGAUGGUAUUGAUUUUCAUUUUGGAAAAUGUGCGAGCGAAGGCGUCGGGUGAUUACGUAUUGUAUCUGCAGCUGAAGCUUCGCUGUAUCUGUAUCUGAAUCCGUGUGGCCGUGUAUCUGGCAGCCAGAAAAAAAGAGGGGAAGGAGCGAGGACACAACUGCAGCAUGUUGCCAAAUAGUUACGCAAAUGUUUUCAUUCGAUUUAAAUUCAAGUGCCGGGGAAAACCCAGCCAACUGCCGAUGGCAAUUGUCAGGGGCUCUAAACUUGAUUCUGACGACUGUCUCUGGGCCCAUUAAAUAUGCCGAAGCUGAAUAAUUAAGGCGGCACAAGUCAGGAAAACAAGGUCUGGAAAGCGGAGAAAUGGAAAUGCGUCAAAGCGGGAUUGGAUGGGAUUGAGUUCAUGUGCUCAUCCUGCUCAGUUGUCAGUGGGGCAGCUAUCGGGGCUAAAAGGCAGUGAUAGGUAUAUGGAUAGACAGCCAUAACGACUACGCACAUGACACUCCGGGUACCAGGUGGCGGUGGUCCUGCUGGUCUUUAUCACCCCCCCAGACAGUCGGCGAUUCGUGUUAUUGAAACUGACAGCAGAAAGAGUCCAUUUUUAACCGGUGAAGAGCAGGUGGGCAAGUGGGGAGUGGCAGCGGUGUCAGGUGGAUGGGUUGGAAAGAGAAUCGCUUUGAGCACAGGAAGUGGCCGUCGAGCUGCUCGGGGCGGAGUGUGAUUAGUUUUUCUUUUAGUGGCCAUUCCGAAUCAAUUUAUGCUAACCUCAAUCACAGAAUCCAUACUCUCGGUUUAAAUGUGUUUAUUCAUGUGAUGGGUUAUCAAUUGGCUUCUAAAAAUACAAUUUCCGGUUUAAAUAUGUUUAAAUAUUUGAAAUUAAACAAAUGGCGGCAAAUAAGCUGGGAACUUAACCAGAACCCAUUUAAUUUAUGGCUCAAACUACUUAAAAAGUUGUGCAAAUAUAUUCUGGGGCAGUGUGCACGCCAUACUUUUCAAUACUUUUGUACUAUUAAUCAAAUUGGAAAAGGUCAUCCGAAGUUUCGAACAAUACAGCCCUUAAAGUUUCAAAUAAUUACUCUAUACUUAACCACCGAACUUCAGACUACUACCCAUUAACUUUAAAACAUGAUAAAUUUGUUUUCAAAGUUGUAAAAGUUUUCCGCCAACAUUCUACUUAAAACAGAGUUAACUUUCUACUUAUCCUCUUUAAAGUGUCAUCCUUAUAGCUUGUGAUGACAUAAUCCUAAAUAAAAUCAGGGGUAUUAAAUUAGUUUUACUUUUGGCAUAUUGCAAGUUUGUUUUUUCCGCAUAAAGUUUUGUUUAAACUAGUUGGCAUAAUAUAAUAUGGUUUACAAAUUAUUCUCUUUUUAUUCGCUGGUAUACCAAUUAGUUAAUUUAACUUCCCAGUGCACUUUGUUUGUAUUUCGGUCACCCUGUCGGCGGAUUGAGGCCAAAAUAAAUGGCAAGUUAAUUAUAGAGACCCCAUUCUUUGUAACACACGGCAAAUCAACGCGACUUGACUGCAAAUACUGUGCCUCUCGGGGAUGGGGACACCCAUGGAUACCUGAAUAGAUGGAUACGGUGGGAAGGAGGCGGCCAGAGGGAGUGUCAUUGAGCCCGUGUCUAGAAAGACGCGACUUCCGGAAGACUGACAAGCAUUUUUGCAGGGUGCUCCCACUCGGUUCGAGUUCAGUUCGUUUGCAGUGACAAGCGACAGACGCCUGGUAAAUGACUGAAAAUAACAUAAUGCAACGACUAUAAAUGGAUUUUCAAUGCAGACUUUGCUGCACCGACAGCUGGAGCAACAAUUUUCUCGCCUUUCUUAUUUUCCUCGUUUAUUUCCGCAAGCAAAACACGCUGCAUACUUUUGAGGGCGCUUCUGUGGCUCCGUAUCUGUGGGCGCUUGUUUGUGUGACGGUGUGGGUGUUCGGUUGUGCUUGUGUGUGUGUAUGUGUGUGGAAAUGUUUAAUUUGAUGGCACUUGGCGUUAACAUUUGGAACUGCACCUGCUGCCUGGAGACACACGAGCACAAAAGCCGCGUGCUUCAUUACGUAUCCGACAUGUGUGCCACAUAUAUUAUGCUAUUCGUGUUUUGUUUCACAGCAGAAACGAUAAUGGCCGACGAUUGUGACGAUUCCAUGAAUAGCACGCACAUAUACGACGUUACGGAAUUGGAAUUUUCCUUUUUUGUUCUUAGUAUACAUUUCCUUGGUAGUUCCAACUAACCGAAAAUCCAUUAUGAGAGUUAUACUUACAAAAUGGUAGCCCCAAAUUGAUUUCAAAUUGAUCGAAACGUUUUAUGUAUUUAUUAUAUAGCAAGAAUCCCAACAUAUUUCAUAUCUGCUUCUCUAUUUCAAUGUUAUUUGAUACGUUUUCACCGUUCUUUUUCAUUCUACCCCCAAAGAAAUCUUCUUUACUUUGUGUACACUCUGUGUAGCAAGAUAGCUCCCCCAAAUUUGAAUUUUAAAUAGGAACCACCAAAGUGGCCAUCUUCCUUGCUCCUUACCCCACCAAACGCAAUCUUUUCCUUUGGUUUUCCAUUCAGCAUUUUUUCCUUUUCUGGCGCCGCCCAUGUAUACGAAAUGCAUAUAUUCAUCCGGCUGUCUGACCAUCCAGUCACACUUCAGAGGCGUCUGUCCAGGUGCAUGCACCCGAGUGCCUGGAGACACCUGGAGGAUCUCUGUGUUCUGUGGGCGAAAGCUUUCAGAUGGCUAUGAAAAGAUAAAAUACGGAAUGUGUGCGUAUUUAUUUGUAUAAAAAUAAAUUCGACUUUAAUUGCAUGUUCGUGUCAUGUUCCCGCGCUUCUGGCUCCUGGCCACGCCCCCCAGAAUGGCCAGGGAGAACUGCCAGGCAACGCCCCCGAAUUUUCAGUUUGAUUCCCGCUUGUGGAGUUUGUUUACAAGACAUAAAGCAGAAAUGUUCUGGGUGAAAUGGGGACUGGGACUUCCCCAGUGGAGUAACUUUCCCUAUGGCAACAAAUGCAACGCUCUUGUUGCUUUUGUUGCCCUGGUUAUGGCCGUGCAUCAAUUAUAAAACAUUUUCUUGUUGCCGUUUCAAUACUGCUUUGACAUGCAAGCCGAAAAUGUUUUGAAUUUUUGGUCGAGAGACAGGGAAACACUGAAAUUAAAAACUAACAUAAAAGAAUUAAGCUCGAAUAUUAUUGUUGUUCUGUGCAUCCCAAAACUGAUGUUCUAAAACAGGAAUACGUAUUGUAACUUCUUUAAAUUCUUGAAGUUACCAGUUAUUUUUUUCUUGUGUAAAAGCAACAUGUCCUUUGGAAAUUUGCCUAAUUUCUCAGAUUGCCUGAAGGAGAAUUUUACCCUUUCCAUGGUUAUGUCAACGAAUCAUGAUUGAUUGGGCCUGAAUUGGGUGCGAUGUCUCAUCAGUCCAGACAGUUGCCUUCGCCUCCAAGUGCCUCCGCCCUUCCCCUUCCUUUUCCAGGUUGUUAUUAGCAAUGGUAGUUAGGCUAGCUCCAACUCCCACUCCACCCAGUCCUUUUGUUUUUCCUGCGCCCUGCAAUGACAUUUUCAGCUGCUUUGCUUAUCCCUUUUCGCUGGUUCAACGAACUUCUGGCUCUCGGCUCUUUUGUUGAAUUCUCAGUCAGGUGGAAUAUUCAGAACACACAGACAUAGGUGGAUCCGACCGCCCGGCCGCCCCUCUAAUAUGCUUUUCAAUUUAGUUAAUGACUUUCCAGAUAGGCCCUUGAACCGAUUUGUGGGUAGGUCCCUCUGCAACUUAGGCUAAAACAAAUCAACAGAGAAAUAUAAGAAAUGUGUACGAGACUGCAAACGUGGUGGUAUGGAAAUUGGGAAAGGAUUGUCAGAAAACAAACAAAAGAUUGAAAAAUAAAACAAUAAUUAUAUUAAUUUAGCCCAGCCAAUUAAGUGCGAAACUUAGAGCACGAUUAUAAUAAAUCUAUUUUGAUAAAAUGUGCAGUUAACAAAGUCCAUUAAAGAAAAUAUUUUAAAUGAAAAUUAAAGGAAAGAUAUUUACGAGUAUGCAAAACAGAUAUUUGAAUAAACUGAAACAGGAUUAAGGCCAAGAUAAGUGUGCUGUAGAAAUGAGUUCAAAACAUUUGAGGACAUGCUUUGUACUGUAAAAAUAUAAUAAAAUAAUAAAGAUGGUUUAAUCUAAAAUAUAAUGUUUCGUUUGAUAUUUUUGUAGAAGCUAAGAGACUUGUAAAUCGCUGAAUCGCAAAAAGAGCGAAGAUACUAAAGUGAAAUAAAAACACCACAACAAGCUG